CAUUGCAGCGUGCGGGUUGUUACUCGUUUCCCGAACUCUCAAACUAGUGCAAGUGCUCCGCCGCUCACCUCGAGUUGCGAUCGCAGUUUAUUUAUCGUGUCGCGACGUGACUCAUUGUGUUGACAAAAGUUCUACCUCGUGUCUACCAAAUUCAGUGAAAAUCAAUCAAGGUUACCAGUUUUCCUCGAAUCGCUCUCCCGAGCGCAGCUGUGUACUUUCCACUAGUUUAACUUCUAACCCAGUCGAGUGAAGUUAGCUUUAGAUUAAAAAACCUCGUGGUGUUCCAGUGCCUGUUGCCUCGUGCUUGAACCGAGAAAAAAAAAUCUCGAUCCCAGUGGACUCGACAGUGUGUUAUGUAAUCCCAGUGGGUGAAAGAUCGACAAACAGGAAAGUACGAUUCUCGGAACUGCUUGGUUUUCCCAGCCAGUAAAAACCUGAACGCAUCGAUGGUGCGGAGCCUGGCGAUGGAGCCGACCUUCUAUGAGGACAUCUACGGCACGAAUCGUGACAACCUUGGACAUCUCAAGAGGAAUCUCACCCUGGAUUUAAACGGGCACAGACAGGGUCCACAGGCGAAGAGGCCAAGACUUGGUCCUCUGCCGUCGGCCCUGAAUAACAUGACACCGAUCCUGAGCUCCCCGGACCUCAACAUGCUUAAACUGGGCUCCCCGGAGCUGGAGAAACUUAUCAUCGCCCAGCAAGACGGCCUCGUGACGACGAUGCCGACGCCGACGACACAAAUCCUCUUCCCCAAGACUGUCACCGAGGCCCAGGAACUCUACGCCAGGGGCUUUGUCGACGCCUUGAACGAGCUCCAUCACUCUGACAGCUCGCAGGAACCCGGGAGCAUCCACGGGGCGACCUACACGACCUUGGAACCACCUGGCAGUGUCCAGAGCGUAGAGUCUUCCAUCAGCCAAGGACUCAUGCAUGUCAAAGAAGAACCACAAACUGUCCCAAGUGUCUCCAGUUCGCCGCCAAUGUCCCCCAUCGACAUGGAGAACCAGGAGAGGAUAAAGCUCGAGAGGAAGAGGCAGAGGAAUCGUGUUGCUGCCUCCAAGUGCAGAAAACGCAAACUCGAGAGGAUCUCCAGGUUGGAGGACAAGGUCAAACUCCUCAAGGGCGAAAACACCGAACUGAGUGCGAUGGUUCACAGGCUGAAGGAACACGUCUGUCGGCUCAAGGAACAGGUCAUGGACCAUGUGCAUUCCGGAUGUCAAAUUAUGCAGACCGUCACAGGCCAGUUUUGAAUGAUUUCAUCUCCUGGCGGAAACGAGCCGUCUCUAGAUUGUUUGGAGACCGACGAAGGCUGGAGGAGGGAAUCUGAGGCCCAAUCGUCGGAAUCGGAAAUGGUCCAACUGGAUGUCUUCGGGAUUGGAAGAUACUCUGGAGUGCCUUUCAGUGCUGUGCAAAAGGACUACGUGACUGUUUUGCAGCCGGCGUGGCCGUCGUGACGUCGCGUUGAAGGCCACCAGGUAAACGUGCAGGCGGCCAUUUUGGAGAACGGCCGAGUUCGCGCGGGAGAUUUGAAACUCGUGUGGUGCUGCGAACUUUGGAUACGUCCCGAUUCUUUCAGUAAUUGUCACAAAGAAUCAUUUUGCGCAUAAGUCCGAUUCAUCAUUUGUGCAUCUAGUCUUGUCCAGUAUGUUAGCUAACUUAUGAAAGUCAAGUGAUCAUACGAGGACCUGCUUAGAAUGGGAACCUUAAAAAUUUGGAGAAAAUAAGGUAGGAGUGCCAGUUCAUUUUUGCAGAGUUGUUUUACUUUUUCUAUAUUCUUUUUAUUCACGUUACUUAUUAAAUCGUGUGACUGGUUCUCCUAUCUUGUUAUUUUUAAUGCUAGUCUCUGUCAAAGAGCGAAUUGUUUUUCAUAUUCUAUUUAAGCAAAUUUUUGAGGUUCGAUUUUCAGGGUGGCCACUGAACCAGAAAAAAAACACGGGUAAAUCUUUUUAGAUGUCAUUUGCUAUUGCAUGCAAUUUUCAAUUUUUGAACAUUCAAAUCAACAAAAUUUUUAUUUCUAUUGAAAUUUUCCUAAAAUAAUGGUUUAUUUACAAAUAAAAUGAUGUAUUAUUGAAUAUAAUUCUAAACAUUUAUUUUCAUUUGUAUUGUACACAAAGGCGAAUUAUUUUCGUUCAUUUAAAUUUUCGGAAGUUUGGGUGCAAUAUAGGUGCUCUUGCAUUUUCAGAAUUCAAUUUUCAUUUGCUUAUGAAAUUAUGUGCACAAAAAUACCGUUGUACAAUAAGAUUGAUCUUGCAUUUUUAGAAGUCACUUCUUUUUUAUUAGUUAUCUAUGAAAUUAUUUUAAAAACUAAUGAAAAUAUGUAACUAAAAAUUGUAGGAAAUCGUUAUUGCUGCCAACCGACAAUUUGUACGAUUUGAAAUUACACAAAUUAAAACACUUCUAAUUUAAUAUUCCAUUUGAAACAUUUUCCAGUUUAAAAUUGUGUCUUUUCUAAAAAUUCUAAUUUGAGUCAAAAAUUAUCAACUGGUAGCUAAACACCUGUCUAAUUUUUUUAAUACAUAGUUUUUCACGUGAAAAUUCCUAGGUUUAAUUUUAAGCAUGUUCUGAGUUUGAAACAAAACUGCUUUUUAUUUUCAUUUCUGUUUCAUUUAGGUAAUUUUUUUCACGUGUCAAGGAGUGUACUAAAAAAUUGACAAAAAUGAUCUUUAAAAAGAGUUGAGUUUAAGAGUGCCUUACUUUAAAAGAUUGUAUGUUUUGUUUGCUUCAGAUUACGAUUUGAAGUGGUUUAUUUUAAUAGUUUUUUUGAUUUUUGCAAUUCUGAAGAUUUUCAUUUUUAAUAAAAUUGUACAAUAUUCAAUACUGGCAAUUUUAUACUAUAAUUUUGUAGUGCUGAAAACUUAGAGUUGUUUAAUUUUCGUAGUUUUGAAUUUAUAAUGGUUUAAGUUUGAAGAACUUUACAGUUCCAUUUAAGGGACUGCUCCUUUAAAAGAACCUAAUCAUUUAAUCAAAAAUAACUUCAAAAUCAUUUUAAGUUACAAAAAAAACAUCAGUUUCUUUAUAAGAAAAAAAUGAUUUCCUUGAAUCAAAAUACAUUUAUUCAAAUGAAAAUACAUUUCUUUCAAUCAAAGAAUCUUUUUUCUGAGUGUUGAAUGCUUAUUUUGAUACUCUUUGAAUUUGCAAUUCCCAGAUUUUUUAUUUUAAAUAAAAAUGUACAAUAUUUAUUGCUACACUCGGAAAGAAAAUUUUCUUGAACAAAACAACUGUUUUUUUUUUUAUAGAAAAAUUCGGUUGAAUCAAACAAAGUUAGUUUGUUCAACCAAAUAUUUUGAUGUUUAUAUGAUAACCAUAUAUGAACCAGCAAAAAUUUUGUUGAUUCAAUAAAAUCAUUUUCUGAGUACUAAUUUGAUAUUACAAAAUUCUAAGCACUCAAAACUUAACCUUGGUCAAUUUUCAUAGUUAUAAAUUUGAAAGUGUUUCAGUUUGAAGUACUUAAAAUAAAUGUUCUAUUUUGAUACUUUUGACAUUGAAAUUAUACAAUUUUCAACUGUUUUUCAUUAGUAAAUUAUUUUCUUUUCAAGGUGACAUAAAAAUUGUACAAUCCGAAAUGUUUUUUAUUUUGAAGUACAGCAUAUUUUUAAAGGCCUUGAAAUAUUGCUAUUUUUGAUUGAAAAGAUGUUUCAAAAAACUGAUGAAUGGCCUAGAUUUUUUUUCGUGAUUCGAGUGGCCAUCGUGAUUUUAGCCCAGGUAAAAAAAAGUCAUUAUAGUUGAUAAUGUUAAAAUAGUAGAUAGGCGUCUUAUCGAUAAAUAAAUCGCAAAAAGAAAUCGAUGGAUGCCUAAUCUCAAUAUAAUUUCUUCACCUGGGACCGUUAAGAUUCAUGAUCCUCGAGCAAGAAUCUGAAAAACUUAAAAACAAAUAUAUAAUCACCUCUGAUUAUAUUGAAGUUUGUCGGGUUUUGAAUCUCAGAGUUCCUGUUUGAAGAUCAUUUGUUAAUCCGUUCAAGUCUUAAUUUGUUAAUUGCAAACGAUGGUACGUGUUUCUGAUCUAAGCGAAUUUAUAUUUUUGACUUUGUGCAAUUUUUGUUAAAGCUGAUAGAUGAGAGAUUCGCGAUGGUUUUUCCAGGUCGAUUUCUCAAUGAUGAAAACAUUCGUUGAUUCUAAAUGCGUACCAGACGGAAAUACGCGUUCGCGAAUCAGCCAUAUGUAAGUCGGUGAGCUUAGGCGGAUCUAGUGAAGAGUUUCUUAAUGGAAUUAAGAAAAAAAAAAUUAUAUAUUUUUUUUGAAAGGAAAAAUGAGAAUGUAAAAAAUGCAAUUGAUUUCGGCAUUUCAUGAGCGUUAUCGCAAGCAAGCCGACGUGAUAAGAGAAUUAAGGACGCUUGCGUGCGACGGUUGACGAUUAGAAUCUGUUAUCUGUCACUACGUGGAAUUUAAUCUCGCGUUAAUUUUCAACAUCAGUUACUGGGAACUCUAUCGGUGAUCGCGAGCGUUCUUGACGUACAGCAGGGAACGUUAAUGUCCGUUUUCUUGUUGAAUGCAUUAUGCUUUUCUGUAGUUGCAAGCCAAAGAGGAAGGGUAUUAUGAUUGUUUUGUAAUUGUUUAAAUCAUCUUUUAUGAUAAAGCCAGGCAUGAAGGAAGGUCUUAGUGUUUUCUGCUGUCGUUCAACUCAAAAUUGAAUUGUGCUCUCUUGGCGAACGAAAAAAAAGACGCGAUUCUGCAAAAAAAAAAAAAA
Belonocnema kinseyi is the source of this 4684-nucleotide messenger RNA. It is a transcript of the gene Jra, whose product is annotated as transcription factor AP-1. The coding region runs from base 447 to 1250 and encodes 267 amino acids. Gene Ontology annotation, cellular component: transcription regulator complex. Gene Ontology annotation, molecular function: DNA-binding transcription factor activity, RNA polymerase II-specific; transcription factor binding; RNA polymerase II cis-regulatory region sequence-specific DNA binding. The record is from RefSeq and is a predicted model, not a curated record. The transcript has a single exon. NCBI's taxonomy places the organism in Eukaryota, Metazoa, Arthropoda, Insecta, Hymenoptera, Cynipidae. Gene Ontology annotation, biological process: regulation of cell population proliferation; regulation of cell cycle; regulation of transcription by RNA polymerase II.